AUGGUGGCCGACCUGAUGGUUGGUACCAAUCAAUACCCUGCAGGCUCGCGCUUUCUUUCCCAGGAAGCCGAUUGGGUCGAGUUACCUAGUCGCAGUUUAAUCCGGGGCCGCGAAGCAUUCGCAUGUGCGGAGUCCUCUGCCGGGGAAGUCACUUGCAUCUUGGUUAAUUGUCGCAAGUUCCACGCAGCCGGUGCUUCUUCCUCAGAAAUCCUUUUUGGGGCUAUGACCAUCCUUGGUUCUUCGGGCAGUGCCUUGACUGUGGCAUAA
Molecule: messenger RNA, 267 nt
Organism: Penicillium lagena
Lineage: Eukaryota; Fungi; Ascomycota; Eurotiomycetes; Eurotiales; Aspergillaceae
Exons: 1
Coding region: 1-267 (88 amino acids)
Source: RefSeq, a predicted model, not a curated record